Molecule: messenger RNA, 657 nt
Organism: Nezara viridula (southern green stink bug)
Lineage: Eukaryota; Metazoa; Arthropoda; Insecta; Hemiptera; Pentatomidae
Source: the annotation of a GenBank genome assembly
AUGAUAAGAUUGGCUCUAUUUCUGGUGUCUGUUUGGAGUUUUCGAGCUCAAGCAGAAUAUUCCGAUUCGGUAAUAGACAUUUCUCAUUACCAAGAAGAAUUAGACUUCGCUAAAAUAAAAAACGACAGCAUAGUCGCAGUCAUCCAUAAGGCGACUGAAGGCCAAACGUACGUGGACGGAACUUACUGUGAACGACGGAUAGAGGCAGAGGAAGAAGGGCUUUUAUGGGGAGCCUAUCACUUCGGCAACAAUGGAAAUCCAAUUGGACAAGCUGAUCAUUUCUUGGAAGUGGUCGGCGAAACAGAAAACGUUCUUCUUGUCCUGGAUCUGGAGGAGAACCGGGGAAACAAUAUGACUCCUGAUGGGGCAGAAGAGUUCGUCAAGAGAAUAAAAGAAAAAACCGGGAGGUUACCUGUCUUAUACGGAGGCAGAAUCUUUUUAGAAUCAUUCAAUAGUGAUAUUCUGAAUGAAUGCAAAUUAUGGAUUGCCAGUUACACUUCUGAUGACGAACCAAGGUUACCGUCGCAUCGCGACUCCUGGGUGCUGUGGCAGUACACCAACGGCCAGGUGGGAGGAAUCCCGAGGUCGGUGGAAGGUGUCGGCUACUGCGACAGGGACAGAAAGCACAGGUAUGCCAAAGCAAUAGUAAAAAGGUAA